Bicyclus anynana (squinting bush brown) is the source of this 3142-nucleotide messenger RNA. Its product is annotated as V-type proton ATPase 116 kDa subunit a1-like. Gene Ontology annotation, cellular component: vacuolar proton-transporting V-type ATPase complex; plasma membrane; vacuolar proton-transporting V-type ATPase, V0 domain. The coding region runs from base 1 to 2523 and encodes 840 amino acids. NCBI's taxonomy places the organism in Eukaryota, Metazoa, Arthropoda, Insecta, Lepidoptera, Nymphalidae. The transcript is spliced from 16 exons. Gene Ontology annotation, molecular function: proton-transporting ATPase activity, rotational mechanism; ATPase binding. The record is from RefSeq and is a predicted model, not a curated record. Gene Ontology annotation, biological process: vacuolar acidification; proton transmembrane transport.
AUGGGGUGUAUGUUGAGAAGUGACCGUAUGACAUUUUGUGAUAUGUAUCUCCAACCGGAAGCAGCUUUCGAAGUAAUUGGACAUCUUGGCGAAAUGGAUUGUGCGCAAUUUGUAGACAUGACGCCCGACGUGAAGCCAUUUCAAAGAAAUUAUGUGAUGGAAUUAUGUCGCUGUGCCGAGAUGGAACGUAAGCUACUGUAUAUGGAAGGAGAGAUGAUAAAGGACAAUAUCAACGUCUUUGAAUACAACAGUCUUGAGCCGAAGCCGUUGCCGCUUAACGAAAUUGCUACGCUGGAGAACAUACUCGAAAAAUGGGAAAAUGAUGUACUAGAAAUGUCUGAGCAUCAAACAACGCUGUUAAAGAAUUAUCUGGAGCUGAGUGAAAUGAACUACGUCUUAAAUCACGUAGGACCACUGAUGGGUGAAUCUGAAAUCACAGAGGAGUCAAUAUUUGGAAGAACUGCUGGUGGUGACACUGGUUUUAUUGGUCGGCUUUUUGUGAUCACGGGAGUUGUCAAGAGAAGCAGAAGUUUUCCGUUCGAAAUGAUGAUGUGGAGAGUGUCUCAUGGAAACAUUUACUACAAACGAGCUUCCCAGGAUGCUAUUCUACAAGAUCCCCACACAGGUCAAGACAUUCGAAAGGUGGCGUUUCUGGCGAUCUGCCAGGGAGAACAGAUCAGUGCCCGCCUCGAAAAAGUCUGCAGUGGAUUUCAUGUGAACCUGUACCACUGUCCUCAGACUUCUAACGAACGGAUGGAUAUGAUGUUGCAGCUUGCAGUUAGGAUUGAUGACUUGGAAAGAGUAAUGAAAAAAACAAAAUACUAUCGUUGCAAGGCGCUGCGUACUGUUAGCAAGCAAUGGGAUCCCUGGAUGGUACAAAUAAAGAAAUCGAAAGCGAUAUAUCAUACAAUGAAUAUGUUCACUCUUGAUAUAACAAGAAAGUGCCUCAUCGGCCAGUGUUGGAUACCUGAUAUGGAUCUUAAUAGAGUUGAAGACGUUUUGGCAAGAGUAUCGGAGAAAACUGAAAGCAACGUAGAGUCCUUUGUACUGAAGUCUGACGAUAGCGACGAUCCGCCCACAUAUCAUCGGACCAACAAAUUCACGAGAGGUUUUCAAAUGCUUAUCAAUGCGUACGGUGAUUCUACUUAUAGAGAACUUAAUCCAGCUCUGUACACAAUAAUAACAUUUCCAUUUUUGUUCGCACUGAUGUUUGGCGACUUUUGCCACGGAUUCAUAAUUGUGGCGUUUGCUGCUUGGAUGAUAUCAGUAGAGAAGCAGCAUAUGAAUAAUCCAUCCAAGAAUGAGAUUUGGGCUAUAUUUUUUGGAGGUCGAUACAUUAUCCUUUUGAUGGGCUUAUUCGCUAUGUAUACUGGUUUUCUUUACAAUGAAUUCUUUUGUAAGGCAGUUUCAUUAACGAAGCCGUACUGGAUUAAUACUUAUGAAAGAGAGUAUAUUGAAAGAUAUACAUACAUCGAGCUAAAUCCAGUUUUAGACACAAACCCACCGUACAUGUUUGGAGUAGAUCCAAUUUGGUCGUUAUCCAAAAAUAAAAUAAUGGCUUUGAACUCAUUGAAAAUGAAAAUGUCAAUUAUAAUUGGAAUUGUUCAUAUGAUGUUUGGAUUGUGCUUAAGUUUGUUCAACCACGUUUAUUUUAAACGCCACUACGCUAUUAUAUUAGAGUUUAUACCUCAAAUUCUCUUUUUGACUUCCCUCUUUUUUUGGCUAGUCACAAUGAUUUUCAUGAAAUGGUAUAUGUACAGUGGGAAACAUAGUGGCUCAACUAGUGCAGGCUGUGCCCCAUUGAUUUUGAUUUUGUUUAUCGAUAUGGUACUGCUGUCUACCACGAAACCUGUUGAGGAUGAUUGUGAUGCUUACAUGUUUCAAGGUCAACAACAACUUCAGAAGAUCCUAGUUUUGAUUGCAGUUAUUUGUGUGCCAAUUUUACUUCUUGGUUCACCGAUAUAUCUUAACCGUAUCUACAAAAAGAAAAAAGCAGAAGCAUUGAAAAAAAUAAGUCAAUUCAGAAGAUACCAGAGGCAGGACUCCGACAAAUACGCGGAAUCUAAAAUUGUUAAAGAAAUUGCUAAAUACUCGGCACCGUUCGGUGAACUAAUGAUCCAUCAGGCAGUCCACACUAUUGAAUUUGUGUUGAGUACCAUAUCCCAUACUGCCUCGUACCUCCGUCUAUGGGCUUUGUCACUGGCGCAUGAACAACUAUCAGAAAUGCUAUGGUCGAUGGUGUUUGCCAAACUUGGACUCCGAGAUACAUCACGCAUCGGAAGCAUAAAAAUAUUUGCCAUUUUUGCUGUUUGGGCAGUUUUCAGUUUCGCCAUAUUAGUAGUGAUGGAAGGACUUUCGGCGUUUCUCCAUACACUGCGUUUACAUUGGGUUGAAUUUAUGAGCAAGUUCUAUUCAGGCAGCGGUUACCCCUUUAAGCCUUUCAGUUUUAAAGUCAUUCUAUCCAGGGAUACCAAGGACGACAAAGCGGAGGCUAUGUGUAAGAAAAAAGCCACAACCCACUGAUUGCAAUAUUGUCUAUUACUUUUGACAUAGUAUUUAAAGACUAAUAUAAUAUAGUACUUCUGUGGGGCUUAUUAAAAAAAAGCUGCUUUUUUUCUUAUCAUUUCAAUUGAGUUAUCAGAAUACUUGUAAUUCAUUUUAUUGUUGUAAUAACGAAAAUCAAAUAAUUUUCUUGUGUAGAUGGUAAUUUAUAUAAGUAACUCUUGACAUCGAAGUAGAAAAUCCGUACCUUUUCCAGGCUUGUUCUACUAUAAGCCCACUCUUGUUAUUACUUAUUGAAAUAUUUUCCAAUAAUUUCCACUGAAAAACAAAAGCGUGGGUAUAAUAAAAUAAGAGAUAGAGCAAAGAAAAUGGAUUCACCAUUAUACUGAUAAUUUUUAUUAUUUAGGGAUAUGUUGUUCAGAAUUUUAAGUUAACCUUCUGUAUUUUUUUAUUUUACAUGGCGAAAGUUAAUUGAAAACUAGUUUCGUUUUACUAUAAGUUUAGUUUUUACGUGAUUUAAAUAGGGAAAGGUUAACUUGAAGUUUAUAAAUUUAACUAUAAGGCUUAUUCUUAUUCUUAGUUUGUUGCUACUAGGAGCAUAAAAAUGCUAAGAAAACUUCAAAAAGUAUUGAUUUUUAAA